GCGGCGCGCACAAAUGACGAAACGUGAUGUGACGUGAGUUAAUGAGAGAAGUGCCGUGCAAUAGAUUUUCAGUGUAUUGCGGUAUUAGAAUUGAAAUAGGCAUUAUUAAUUUAUUCCUACGUUAGUUAUAAGAUAAAUAAAAAUGGAGAACCUUUCAAUAGGUGAGAUUUACACGUCGGAUAAGAACGGCAGUGAUGAGACUGGAGAUGGAACUGAAGCGAAGCCGUUUAAGACCAUUAUACAGGCUAUGCGUCACGCCGGCAAGGAACCGUUUCCUACAAUAUACGUCGACGCUAAAGACGACACCAAAGUAUAUGAAGUUGCUGCUAAAUCACAAUUAAAGAAGAUUCACAAGAUCUGGGUGAGAGAAGGGUAUAAAGCGGCCGAUAAGGCAAAGGCAGAAGAAGAUGGCAAUGAAAAGAGACAACAGAACCUUGAAGAGGCCAAGAAAGUUGUUAUUAAGGAGGAUCCUAGUCUUCCAAAAGCUACCAUCGUGAAAAUAUCAGAAGCGAGUGAACACCGCGGUUCGCGCAUCUGCGUCCGUGGCUGGGUGCACCGGCUGCGGCGACAGGGGCGCGCUCUCGCAUUCCUCACACUCCGCGACGGCUCGGGCUACCUGCAGUGUGUACUCCACGGAUUGCUCUGCCAGACGUAUAAUGCGCUUGUGCUCUCUACUGAGUCCUCUGUCAUUAUAUAUGGCAAGCUUGAAGUUGUGCCUGAAGGGAAAAUGGCUCCUGGCGGUCACGAGUUGACAGCGGACUACUGGGAGCUGGUGGGACUGGCGCCACCUGGUGGUGCUGAUGCCAUACUCAAUGAGGAGGCCUUGCCCGAUGUACAGUUAGACAACAGGCACAUAAUGAUCCGCGGCGAGAACACAUCGAAGGUGCUCCGCGCUCGGGCGGCCGUCACCCGCGCCUUCCGCGAGCACUUCGCGUCGCGCCGCUACACCGAGGUCACGCCGCCCACGCUCGUGCAGACGCAGUGCGAGGGAGGUAGCACGCUGUUCAAGUUCAGCUACUUCGGUGCGGAGGCGUACCUGACGCAGAGCUCGCAGCUGUACCUGGAGACGUGCCUGGCGGCGCUGGGCGACGUGUACUGCAUCGCGCAGUCCUACCGCGCCGAGCAGUCGCGCACGCGCAGGCAUCUCGCAGAGUACAGUCACGUGGAGGCGGAGUGUCCGUUCAUCACGUUCGAGGAUCUGCUGUCGCGGCUGGAGGACCUGGUGGUGGAUGUGGUGGACAGGGUGCUCGCCUCGCCUGACGCUCACCUCGUGUAUGAACUCAACCCUAACUUCAAGAGGCCACAGAAGCCGUUCAAGCGCAUGACGUACACGGAGGCGAUCGAGUACCUGCGAGCCAACAACAUUACCAAAGAGGACGGCUCAUUCUACGAGUUUGGCGAGGACAUACCGGAAAUGCCGGAACGUAAGAUGACGGACGCUAUCGGAGUACCCAUCCUCCUGUGCAAGUUCCCCGCAGAGAUCAAGUCCUUCUACAUGCAGCGUUGUGCUGACGACAACCGACUGACGGAGUCUGUGGAUGUGCUCAUGCCAGGAGUCGGAGAGAUUGUAGGCGGAUCCAUGAGGACUUGGGACCAUGAGGAGCUCAUGGAAGGUUACAAGCGCGAGGGCAUCGACCCGUCUCCGUACUACUGGUACACAGACCAGCGCAAGUUCGGGUCGGUGCCGCACGGCGGGUACGGGCUGGGGCUGGAGCGGUUCCUGUGCUGGCUGCUCGACCGCUACCACAUCCGCGAGGUCUGCCUCUACCCGCGCUUCCUCGACCGCUGCACGCCUUAGGUGCAACAACCGCCGGUGUAUAAUAUAUAGCCGUGAUGAGUCGACGUCAUCACUGCUUUCUGUUAUAGCAUUGUAAAGGUCUAUGCAUCACUGCUUGUUGUUACGAUCUAUUAAAUUAUACGAUGAGUAAAGCAGUUUAUCUGUGUAUAAUUCAAAUAGUAUUUAAAUAAGAUCGUCACGCAUAGCAGUGAUGUAUAUGUCUGAAAUAAAAUAUUUUGUUGCUCAGUCUAUUCUAGACGAAAUUUAAAAUCAUCAACAUCAGUUUUUAUACAAAAUAAUUGUAAAAUUAAACUAAUAAUGCUUGUGUUUGCAUUUAUUAAAUAUAUAGAAGGAAAGUCUAUUGCAUUAUAUGAUAGCAUUUGAUGCGGCGUCCAGCGCUCAUUAUUUAUAGAACUCGUUAAAAUUACUUUUAACAAUCAUAAUAACAUCGAUAUUAAGUGUACUUCUUUGUGUGAUUUGAUCUGAUGCGCUUUGAAAUUCAUAAAAAAAACAACUUAUUUUGUUGUUAUGGACUGACCAUAAUUCUGUGCCAUCUCUGGUACAAAAAUAAAUUAGAUUUUUAUAUAUUUGUUGACUGUGUUUUUUGUCCAAAUUAUUGUAAAUGUUCUAAAGUAUUUCAUGACACAGCAAAGUUCAUUUGGCAUUUUUGUGCGUUCAAUAGAAUAAGGAAUGUAAACAUUCCAUAUUCCACUUGCAUUGUUCUUUUUUAUUUAUUUUAAAUACAGUUCCGAAAAUUGA
Molecule: messenger RNA, 2536 nt
Organism: Helicoverpa zea (corn earworm)
Lineage: Eukaryota; Metazoa; Arthropoda; Insecta; Lepidoptera; Noctuidae
Gene: AsnRS
Product: asparagine--tRNA ligase, cytoplasmic
Exons: 11
Coding region: 143-1798 (551 amino acids)
Biological process (GO): asparaginyl-tRNA aminoacylation
Cellular component (GO): cytoplasm
Molecular function (GO): ATP binding; asparagine-tRNA ligase activity; nucleic acid binding
Source: RefSeq, a predicted model, not a curated record